AUGGUAAAGAGAAAGCAAUCAAAAGCUCUGCCUGGGAAAAGGUUUUGCAAGCAGUGCGAACAAAUGAUACCGAUACACAGCCGAGUUUGCCAAUUUUGUAAUGCGCCUCAAUAUACGAUUCAGCAGAUUGCAAAAGAAUACAAGAAGAGACUGAAAGCAAUAACAGAUGAUGAUGAUGUCUUAGACAAAUAUAAAAAUUUGUUUACCAAGGAUAAUCCUUUUAUUACUGAACUCAAAGACCAAACUAUGUAUUUUGAAGAUUUACCGAAAGAAAUUGCUGUAGGGAACGAGAUUGAAGUUCUAGUUAAUGGAACUUCCAAACAUAUUGGGUAUUUGGAAGCUGAAAAAAUUGAUAAAAUUUCAGUAAUUAAUGCAGGAGGGGAUACAGUCUCUCUGGCUUGGGCAUUUAGAAGUGAUGAUGCUCAAUAUCUGGCGAUCUCAACAUUACCAUAUGGAGAAAAGCUAUAUUAUGGACAUGUUUACCAAGGUUAUGGGAUCAUCCAAAUUUGGAAAAUUGCAGAAAGCCCAAGUUUCAGCUAUGGAAUUGUACAUUAUGGAAAAGCAGCUCUUGAUAUGAAAUGGCUGCCAGCUUAUAAUACAGCAAGCGAUAUUAUUGGCACACUUGCUGUAGCACUUGCCAAUGGAGAAAUUCAUAUCUAUAAUCCAAUUAUUGUAGACUCACAGACAAAAGCACUCAAUAUAGCUCCAAUAGAAACUUUUUCUAUUCCAGAAUUAGUCUUUUCCUGCAUUGUCUGGAUUGACCCAGUAAAUUCCCUAGCUGCAGGAACCCAAGAUGGCUCAAUCUUCAUUUUCCGGUCAUGCUCCUCAAAGCCAGUUCUUUCAAUCUUUUCAGCCCAUAAGCUGCCGAUUUCUUCAAUAAAUUGGUGUAAUUCAAGCUCUUGCAUUGCUUCUUGUUCUCUUGAUGGCCUUCUGAAGUUAUGGGAUAGAUUAGAUUUAAGCUCUCUUUUCCUCGACAAAACCUGCAUACUCAUCGUCCCAGAGAUACACUGUAGACACGCUUCCUCGCCGCUGCAGACAAGGAAUUCGCACGAGCGAUCUUGACUUCCAUGACUCCUGAAGCCUAGGUACUCACCCCUUGGUCGAAACUCCAAGUUUCUCGAUAGGCAGAUGUCGCCUCUUGAGCCCAGUUCGAUGGAUUUAUCGUUCUUUGUUGGUCUUGCCCUUUCCAAUGAUAGUCUCGGGGCAAAAACUCAAAGCUCCAAUGAUUAGCUUCCUGGGGCCUGAGUAAAACCUAGCCCGAUGCACAUAAAAGAUUUCCGAGACCUUUCUGUCCUUCCCCUUCACACUGUGCCGUUGCCUGCAUGUGUUGAAGAAAAAGGGUCAGGAGAUCGGGUGGUCUGUAGUCACAUUUUAUGUAUUGAAGUUAUGGGAUAUAAAGAAGGAAAAGUCUUAGACGAGAUCUGCUCAAGCAAGCGGUGGAGCUAUCACCUUUGCUCGAAUCCUCUGGGUACUUAUUUAUUUUUUGACAAUGAUGGAGCCAUAAGUCCUCAUAAAGUUGUGAAGCUUGAAGGAAGAAAAAUAAAAAACAAAAAAUAUGUUAAUUUGUCAUCUGAAGCUACCCUUAGUACUUGUUUUUCACCUGUCAGUAGCUAUGCUUAUAUUGCUUCAGUUGAUGGAUUUAUUGCAGGAAUAUUUUUAUCAGAAUUAGAGAAAAGUUUUAAGAAGAGGAAAAGCCCAUGGAGCAGGCAUUGCAAAAUAGUUAGCCAAAGUAUUGGAGACGUCAUUACAAUUGAGUCUUCAAAGCAUCAGUCGUCUCUAGAAAAGACUCCUAAAAAGUCCCUCUGUGACUUUGCAAGCGCAAUCACACACAUAGAGUUGACUCUAACGCUUCUUUUUUAAUAAUGAAAAACUUAUUUUGCUAUUGGACAUAACUUUAUAAAUUUUUAAAACCAAAGUAAAUUAUAAUUAAAAUUAAAAAAAUCUAUAGUUUUGCUCUUUAUUAAAUUGGGAGAGUAAGAGGGAACAGUGACAUUAUUGCAUGGGGUGGAAGAAUUUGUGGAAUAAUGGAAUUAAAUUAA
Blepharisma stoltei is the source of this 2039-nucleotide messenger RNA. NCBI's taxonomy places the organism in Eukaryota, Ciliophora, Heterotrichea, Heterotrichida, Blepharismidae. The record is from the annotation of a GenBank genome assembly.